Molecule: messenger RNA, 3916 nt
Organism: Athalia rosae (coleseed sawfly)
Lineage: Eukaryota; Metazoa; Arthropoda; Insecta; Hymenoptera; Athaliidae
Gene: CkIIalpha
Product: casein kinase II subunit alpha
Exons: 9
Coding region: 413-1465 (350 amino acids)
Biological process (GO): protein phosphorylation
Cellular component (GO): protein kinase CK2 complex; cytosol; nucleus
Molecular function (GO): ATP binding; protein serine/threonine kinase activity
Source: RefSeq, a predicted model, not a curated record
UUCACGGCGGGUUGCCGGCCGCCAUCUUGGACCUCGCUCGUUUGAGAAGCCGGCCGCCCGCAAAAAUCCCAAGUUUCACGAGUUUGCGUGGCUCCAGGUGCCCCGUAAAAAAGUUUAGUGGGCCCGUGACGAAAUUUGGAGGCCCACCGUGGACAAAUUGAUAAGGAUUCGGAUCCGGAAUGCUUUAGGAUAAACCAAAUACUUCUGCUUCAAUCAAUAUACGAGUGAUGUUCUCUUCAAUUUCCUCGUAACACUUCUUUCAUUUUCAGGAUUACUCCUGCAUUCAUAUGUUGGUAGCUGGGUGAGCGGUGGAUGCAGCGUAGUUAGUAGUCGAAGGUUUUGGCUGAGCGACGGAGGCAGCGCAAUUAGCUUAGUUAAGAACGGUAACGAAGACGUCAGAGAUCUUGUGACAAUGGCGCUGCCAAGCAGAGCGCGAGUCUACUCGGACAUCAAUUCACACAAGCCUCGCGAGUACUGGGACUACGAGUCCUACGUUGUUGACUGGGGUCAGCAAGAUGAUUACCAAUUAGUCAGAAAACUGGGCCGGGGGAAAUACAGUGAAGUAUUUGAAGCCAUCAAUGUCACAAAUAAUGAAAAGUGUGUCGUCAAAAUAUUAAAGCCAGUAAAAAAGAAGAAGAUAAAGAGAGAGAUCAAAAUUCUGGAAAACCUGAGAGGUGGGACCAAUAUUAUCACACUACAGGCAGUUGUCAAAGACCCAGUAUCAAGGACGCCGGCAUUGAUAUUUGAACAUGUGAAUAACACUGACUUCAAACAGCUCUACCAGACGCUUACGGAUUUCGACAUCCGAUACUACCUCUACGAAUUAUUAAAGGCUUUGGACUAUUGCCAUAGUAUGGGAAUAAUGCACAGAGAUGUAAAGCCGCACAACGUUAUGAUCGAUCAUGACAAUCGAAAGCUGCGGCUGAUUGAUUGGGGUUUAGCAGAGUUUUAUCAUCCAGGACAGGAGUACAAUGUACGUGUAGCGUCCCGCUAUUUUAAAGGCCCGGAGCUACUAGUCGACUAUCAGAUGUAUGACUACUCACUAGAUAUGUGGUCGCUUGGUUGCAUGCUGGCGAGUAUGAUAUUCAGAAAAGAACCAUUUUUCCACGGACAUGAUAACUAUGAUCAGCUAGUGAGAAUCGCGAAAGUUCUAGGAACUGAGGAGCUUUUUGAGUACCUGGACAAGUAUCACAUCGAAUUAGAUCCUCGUUUCAACGAUAUCUUAGGUCGCCACUCGCGCAAGCGUUGGGAACGUUUUGUCCAUUCGGAAAACCAGCAUCUUGUUUCUCCCGAAAGCCUUGAUUUCCUUGAUAAACUUCUACGCUAUGACCACUACGGGAGACUCACUGCGCGCGAAGCAAUGGACCAUCCAUAUUUUUAUCCCAUAGUAAAGGAACAAGGUCGGCUUACCAUGGUCUCGUCGUCACCUACUCCCAUGACGGGCUCACUGCCUGUAGUUGAGUAGCGGCCCAGAUGACCACAGCGUGGCAGUGGGCAGUAUGCCGGUACCAGUUGCCGUUUCCGGGUCAGCUGGGCUAGGGGUCGGGGACGGGGUCGAAGGCGGGGAAGGGGGCCCUCUAGAAGAGCCCUCACCCCCUCAGCCGACACCCCAGCUUAUAUAACCAUAACAUCCCCAAAUUUUCCAACAACCCCCAAGCUACUUCUAAACACAAAACAACAUCAGAUACACAGUAUUGUCAACGUCAUACCUUUGCGCACUACUAGAAUUCAGUCCGAAGGAAACCAAUCGAUUGAGUCAUCGAAAAUAAAGACUAGUCGUUUGCUGAACAUCAAUAGCGCAAACUUUGCUCUUCAGACACCACACGGUUUAUCAAGCUUUGGCCGUAUUGAAAUAUCUGAAAUAACGAAAAUAAUCAUAGAAUGAAUUUGCGGCUUUUUAUUAUCGAAAACUAGCCGUUUCAAUGAAAUUAAUUCUAACCAAUUGUUAACUCUAUUGGGUAUUUAUUUAGUUAUGAUACUGGUGUGCGGGCUGUUUUUUUGGCUCGUUUUAAAACCACUGAUCAAAAAUUACGUCGCCAAAACACAUGCAUAGUUAGGUCCUGAUUUUUUCACAGAUUGUUCAUAUUUAUGGAUACACCGAUAGCGAUAAUAGGUCAUUCAAAUUAGUAUAUUUAACGACGACAAAAAUGUUCAUUUAUAUCUGAUACCACAAUAAUAGCUGAAUAAAAUGUUUGUUAUAGCCAAAAUUUUUUUGUAAAAUGUAUUCACCUGCAUCCAACAUAGUAAUUAUCAUCGAAUUUAACUUAAAAACUUUCUGGACAUCGUGCAAGAAAAUUCGUUAGACAUUCUUUACAUUGUACAGUUGGUUGAAAUCUAUACGUUAAUAAAUUAUGUCGCAUGUUACACAGUCGUUAUAAUUAUAAUUAAUUCAUGUCGGUAGAUACUUCAUUGUGACUUACACUAGAACCUCAUGUGAUUGUACGUAACAUCACUGUGCUAAUGAAAUUUUCUAAUGAACAUGAAAUGUCAUAAAUGUACAGUAGUAUCUUGAACAUUUCACUCUUUCGUUGAAAUUAAUGCUGAAAUAAGCUGUGAAAAAGUUAGAACAAAACGAUGAAAAAGUUUAUGUUAGGCAAUAUUCAAAGUUACUGAGAUUUAAUAAUGUACAGUCCUUUUAUAGUUAAUUUAGUGGAUAUAGUUAACAUUAUUCAAAGAAAGUAAUUUUGAAUAUAAAAUCGCACCAAAAUGGAAUCAACCUAUGAGUAAUGGAAAGAAUAUUGUGCUCGUAUCACGCACUAUACGUCAUCAGCUGUCAGAGUCUGCAUUAGGUGAAAACAGUACCUUAAUAUUCAUAUUAUAUUAUUAUACUUCUGAAUUAAUGUUUCGUGGACUGAAAAUGCACAGAUAAUUCCCUAUCACUGUCACAGAUUAAUACCAACGACAGGCUUUGGACAAACGUCGUACAUGCUAUAGUAAUACAAUAUCUUAUAGCUACAAUGAUCAAAGCUAACUGUAAAUUUCAAGCAUGCCCCCAAAUCCUAUGAACAAAGUCUGCCACUGGUAUCAGUGUUGCAAAAAAUUUCUGCAAAUAAAUCCGAAAUGUGACAGCAUAUAUUUCUGUUUAUCAAUAGCUCAGCAUUGUCCUUUCCGGUGAUGAAGGCAAAUCUAAUGUGCAAAAUAAAUGAUGAUAGCGAAUAACUUCAACGACAUUGAUAAUUCACUUUAGUAAAAUAAUCCUGCAACUAUUAGCUUGUGCAGCAGCUAUUUAGCGAGUACGUUUAUUUUGAUUCAUAGGUCCGGCUGGUAAUUGCAGGAUUAAAUUGUAUACCUAAAUAAUGAUUGUGUAAGAAGUGUGUUGACCUGCCCUGAAGUGGUACUUAGAGAAAAUAUUAAAUUUCUAAUAAAAAUGUAACUAUUUCAUAAGUAUGUUCAAUACAAGGCUGGUUACCACACUAAUUUAAUAUUUUAUCACGAUUACUACGCGACACAUUUGAAAUAACAAAGGUGUAAAUUACCCAAACUACACUUGCUCCCAUUAUUUUUUGUUCAAUAAUGAAUUUUGGGUACCAGCACUGAAAAAUCGAAUCGAUCAUCUAUUCACAUUGCAUAAUUAUGUCUUAAGGAUUUGUAAAGAUGUUUGUAUACGUCAAAUUUUAUCUGGAACCUGCACCUGUUUCAUUUUUAUAGGUGCUGAUGUACUGUUUGUCUAAGUAACUAUGUGUUUGCAGUUUCCAUACAUCAUGGAGCUAUAAAAUUCUCCUAAGCAAAAUCAUAUGUUGGAUAGUGUAUGAUAUUUACUAUAUUUUUUAUUUUGCAAAGAAAAAACUAACGAAAACAAAUGAUAAUAACAAUGAUAAGAUGAUGAAUUAAUAUAAACGUAUACGGUUUUCUUUACAUUAUUUUAUGACGUAGCUGUUCAAUUCGAUGGUUUCAUGAAUAAAAUAUUUAGGGUGUA